AUGUCCUACGGCUACAACAACGGCUACGGCGCGCCUCCGCCCAACCAGUGGGGCGGGCCUCCUCCCCAAGGCGGCUACGGCGGUCCUCCGCCUCAGCAAUGGGGCCCUCCCCCUGGCCAGUACGGCCCGCCUCCAGGCCAAUACGGUCCCCCCCAGGGCCAAUACGGCCCUCCUCAGGGCUACCAGCAACAAGGAUACCAGCAACAGGGCUACCAGCAGCCGCGUGGCCAGGGCGGAUAUAACGGCCAGGGCUACGACGGCCAGGGCGGCCAUGGCGCAACAAACCAAGGGUACCCCGGUCCCCAAGGCGGCCAGGGCCCUCAGGGCGACCAAGGGUACCGGCCCCCGGAAGGCACCCAGCACUACGCCAACAACAACAUGCUGUUCCAGUACUCGAACUGUCAGGGGCGCAAGAAGGCGUUGCUUGUCGGCAUCAACUAUAUGGGCACGCUGAACGAGUUGCGCGGGUGUAUCAACGACGUGAAAAACAUGCUGCGGUUCCUCAACGAGCGGUGGGGGUACCUGUGGGACGACAUGGUCAUUUUAACCGACGACCAGCGCACCCAGAAUAAGAUCCCCACCAGGGACAAUAUCUUGCGGGCGAUGCAGUGGUUGGUGAAAGACGCGCGCCCCAACGACUCGUUGGUGUUCCACUACUCGGGCCACGGCGGGUUAACCAAGGAUUUGGACGGUGACGAGGAGGAAGGGUACGACGAAGUCAUCUACCCGUUGGACUUUGAGAGAGCGGGGCACAUCGUCGACGACGAUAUGCACGCAAUCAUGGUGCACCCGUUGCCUCCGGGGUGCAAAUUGACGGCGUUGUUUGACUCGUGCCACUCAGGUACGGCGUUGGACCUCCCAUUCGUGUACCUGACCAAAGGUGUAAUUAAGGAACCUAACCUCGCCAAAGAUUUCGGUAAGGACGCGUUGGGAGCGGCGAUGGACUAUGCUCGCGGCGAUGUUGGGGGCGCUCUCGGCAUGGUCGGAGGCAUGAUUAAGAAGGCAAUGAACCGUCAAAGUGACUCCACUCGUCAAUCGGUGAUCCAGGCUAAGUUCUCUCCCGCCGACGUCGUCCUGAUCUCGGGGUGUAAGGACGACCAGACGUCGGCCGACGCUCGGGAAAACGGCCAGCUGACGGGGGCGAUGUCGUGGUCGUUCAUCACCACGUUGCAGCAACAGCCCAACCAGCUGUACUUGCUGUUGUUGAACAACAUGCGGACGUUGCUCCAGGCGAAGUACUCGCAGAAGCCCCAGCUCAGUUGCUCGCACCCGCAAGACAUGAACAUGCAGUUCAUUAUGUGA
Molecule: messenger RNA, 1302 nt
Organism: Diutina rugosa
Lineage: Eukaryota; Fungi; Ascomycota; Pichiomycetes; Serinales; Debaryomycetaceae
Gene: MCA1
Product: Ca(2+)-dependent cysteine protease
Exons: 1
Coding region: 1-1302 (433 amino acids)
Biological process (GO): proteolysis
Molecular function (GO): cysteine-type endopeptidase activity
Source: RefSeq, a predicted model, not a curated record